AUGGUCUCUUGGCGGUUAGUCUCUGCCAGUGUGCUCGCAGCGGGAUCCACGCUUGUGGCCGCAGCACCUGCCCAGGCUGUGCUUGAACUGAGCGGCGUCGAGCGAUUGCCAACGCCAGCGACAGUUCAGACGUCCAAUGCGACACUCGCGGCUGCCGAUCGGGACGAGUCAAACAUCCGGGUAUUGACCUUCAACUGCUGGGGUCUUCGCUUUGUUUCUCAGCACCGACUGGCUCGAGUCACAGCGAUAGCAGACCGCAUCCUGAAUGCGUCUCCAGCGUAUGACGUUGUAGCGCUCCAAGAGCUCUGGCUCAAGUCGGACCAUGCCCUCGUCGCAGAGGCCGUAGCCCCGGUCCUCCCGUACAGCACAGUCUUCUAUUCGGGCGCAUUCGGCUCUGGCCUAAGUUUGUUCUCGCGAUACCCGAUCGAGCAAGCACAGAUGCACCCGUUUGCGUUAGCCGGAGACCCCAUCGAUGUCCUAGGCGGUGAUUGGUUCGUCGGCAAGGGUGUUGCCGCCGCUACGCUUGCCCACCCCGUCCUUGGCCACGUCGAACUCCUCACCUCGCACAUGUUUGCCCGCGGAGGCGAGACAGGCACCGUCCUUCAACAGGCACACAGGCUUAUCGGCGCUUGGGAGUAUUCUCAAUUGAUCAGGCGGGCCGCUGAACUCGGUCGUUAUGUGAUCGUCGCUGGGGACUUCAACGCCGUAGACGGGAGUGCGCCCCUGGAGUUUAUCCGUGCGCACGCCAAAGUUCAAGACGCCUGGUGGGAAACACACAAUCUCACAUCCCCCGCCGUGCCCAUCGUGUUUCCUAUUCCAAAAGAAGGCGCUGCGACAUCGGCCCUGGCUGCCAUUCACCAACAUGGCGUUACCGCUGAUUCUCCGUUGAAUUCCUGGUCGGCCGGAAAACCCCUCGACGCUACGGCCCGUCGACACCUCGGAAAACGACUCGACUAUGUUCUUUAUCGCGGCCCAGACGCUCGUGCCGAGUUUGAGCUCGUUGCAAGCGAAGCCAAGGUCGUCAUGACCGAGCGCAUGGCUGACUUGGGUGUCUCCCUCUCGGACCACUUUGGAGUCGAGGUCGUGCUUGGAAUCACACCAGCCGGAGUCAGCACCCAGCCGGAACGACCCGAGUUUUCAGAGACCAAAGUCGAGGCUAAUGCGACGGAAAUCCUGCCUCCUUUGCCUAUCCCCCCGCCUGUUGCACGCACCCGCGCCCUCGUUCUUCACGAUACGUUGCAUGUUCUUCACGCUGCGAUCCCUGCUUCGUAUGCUGCUAGCACGGCGUACCUAACCACGGGUAUAGCCUGUGCAUUCUCACUCGUCGCCUUGGCUGUUGCAGCCGGCGCUGUCGGAUGGGGUCCAAACGCCAAACGGCACCGCCCCCGAGUCGAACGAUCAAACACAGACAACACGAGCCCCGUACGAGCCGAGCGCAAACGGACAAGAGCGUAUACGACUCCUUCCCCAACCCAUCCUACCGACCCACAAUCUCCUCAAACUCCCUUAUCUUCCCCGCCUCCAUCUUCACCUCCACCCGCACUCCGACUUCCAUUCCUUCCCUCGUCGUCCUCUUCCACCAAGUCCCGCCCGAUCCAGGCUCCCUGGUGGCUCGGUAUUGUUCUCGUUCUCGCUGGAGGCCUGUUGGCUGCUGCUGGCACGACCCUGCUCUACGCCGGUGUGCUCUUUGGAAGAUGGGAGCGAAAUGCGAUUUGGGAUGUGAUUGAUCAGAUGGAGAGGUUGAGCUCCAGGGGCGGGAUUGGGCAGUAG
Molecule: messenger RNA, 1770 nt
Organism: Rhizoctonia solani
Lineage: Eukaryota; Fungi; Basidiomycota; Agaricomycetes; Cantharellales; Ceratobasidiaceae
Product: endonuclease/exonuclease/phosphatase family protein
Exons: 2
Coding region: 1-1770 (589 amino acids)
Cellular component (GO): cytoplasm
Molecular function (GO): sphingomyelin phosphodiesterase activity
Source: RefSeq, a predicted model, not a curated record